GCCUUGUUUGUUAUAGGCGUCCUCACUGAUAAGGAGGAGAAGACUGUCGUUCCUCCUUUUGUGAUAAGAAUGGUUGAUAACCUUCCAUUCUUCUACGACUACCCUUGGGGAAAGAUUUCUUACACCACGCUGAUGGAAACUUGUAACAAGGAUUACUUGGAUGUGAAGAAUAAGAUGUUGAAAAAGAUUGAGAAGGGAGUCACUCAGAAGGAGGCAAAAUACUCAGCCUACGACUAUACUGCAACGUUGCAGUAUUGGGCAUACGAGGCCAUAUUACAGCUGGGCAACGAGUAUGCAGUGAGGAGGUCGCAUUGCUUUCCCAGAAUGGUCAACUGGGAGAGUAAGCCGAACACUACACUCGGGAAGGAUGAAGUGACUAGAUUAUUUGCUAAAAAUGUAAGUUUGUUACGCUUUAUGUUGAAUUCAUGUUAAUUUCCAUAUAUUAUAUUAAUAUAUUUGUUAUAUUUUUCAAUUGACAGUGUACUCCAUGUUAUGUCCUCGGCCGAACGAGAUUGAGUUUGUGAGUUACAUAACUGGGGGUCAGCCUCCGUUAUUUGUUGACUUGGAGGAACUUGUGUUGGGUGAGGAUGGGCAACCAACAUAGGAUGCUUUGUGAAGCCAGGUCGAAAAGCUUGCCUCCACAUUGGAAGAACGAGCGGAGGCAGCCCGAAUAUUUAAAGACUCUACACCACCUCACCGUCUCCACCACGUGCACCGCCUGCAGUUCCAGAUGGGUCUGGUGUUGACCCAUCUCCAGCUUCAAUUCCUGAUGGGUGUGGUGUUGACCCAUCUGCAGCUUCAGUUUCAGAUCAGUGUGGUGUUGACCCACUUGCAGCAUCACAGGAUCCUCCUGUUCCCCCGUCAGCUUCUAUUCCCAGCACCUCAGAGGCUCGCGAUCCAGUAUACCCUGCCAUUUUGGCAAGGUUGGAGACUGUGGAGAGGGGGCAGAUUACUUUGAGGGAAGGGCAGGCCGCUCUGCUAAGAGGACAAACAACGAUUAUGGAUCAGUUGAAGACCAUAAUGACGCUCCUGCAAGAUCCUGGAAGGCCGGCAGCAGAUUCACAUCCACAGCCACAACCAGAAGAGGGGGCUCGGACACCGGAAGAUGACUUCAUUCUCCCAAAUGAUUACCAACCGGAUGAUGAUGACAUGUUCUGUACACCUGAGAAGACGAAUAUCACCAGCAUCGGGGAUACUCAGGAUUCUGAGGUGCAGGUGUUAGAGACAGCUCCAGAAGUCAUGGAAAACCGGAGGAAGAGAAGGCGGCCUAGGUAGUUCGCUGAGUACACUGAAAUGAAGAAGAAGGCUAGGGCUACUUCGACACUCGUGAAUGCGGACCCACUUAGAGUGGUUGAUCGGAAGCUGCUCAAGACUUUUCACAAUUGGGUACUCGGCCAGAUUGGGAACAAGUACCCGAGAGAGUGCUUCACCGAUCGAUAUGAUUCGUCUUGGUUCCUCGAACUACAUACUCCGAAGUUUUGGCUUGGGAACGAUCAUUUGGAUGCGGCAUUCCAUUUGAUGAGGAGGCGACAACACUUUUAUCCAGAGGUCUACCCAAAUAGAUGUGUCAUCAUGCCGUGUAUUUUCCCAGCAGGAGUUAUUGCUCGGUGGGAAGCUGCGGGUGAUGACCAAGCUAACUAUCAGUGGGACGAGGGCAUAUUAGAUUUGAUUCGAGGGGAUGAAAGUCAAUUCUUGGCCAGUUGGAAGAAUAAGGAGAGAAUAUAUAUGGCCCUCUACUUCGAUAGAGCAAAGCAUUGGGUGGCGCUAGAGGUAGAUCUGGAUCAUUGGUUGUUGAACAUAUUUGACUCGAGCCUCGGAUCGAUUUCCCCGAACGAAUUGAAGAGUCACUUGGCAAUGUGGGAAAAAUUACUACCAAUUUUGCUGCUGCAGGCUGGCCUAUUCAAGACUCAUGACAUGAUCCUCGUGCCUCAACUUACCGCCUCACAGAGCCAGGUCAGAAAUUUCACUUCAAAAGUCAUGGAUCGGGGCGUUGUUCGACAGACAAAGACAAGGUAACUUAAUUACAAUUGAUUUUUUUGUUAUUUAACUUGAAUUUAAUUUACAUACUUUUAUUUAUUUACUUUUUAUUGUAU
Molecule: messenger RNA, 2093 nt
Organism: Cannabis sativa
Lineage: Eukaryota; Viridiplantae; Streptophyta; Magnoliopsida; Rosales; Cannabaceae
Exons: 2
Coding region: 1294-2016 (240 amino acids)
Biological process (GO): proteolysis
Molecular function (GO): cysteine-type peptidase activity
Source: RefSeq, a predicted model, not a curated record